UCCUCCUGGUCAAUCGCAUUUCAAACCCUAACACACACAUCUCUGUCUCUCUCUCUCUCAUCUCUCUCGCCGCUAUGUCUUCUCGGCGACUUCUCGCCUCUCUCCUCCGCUCAUCUCUCUCCAAAUCCACCUCCAAGCCCUCCCUCUCCUCCACCCCCACCUCCCGCUUUACCACUCGCAGACUCUCCCCCGCCUCCACUCUCUUCCCACGCGCCGCUACCUACUCCACCGAAGCCGCCGCUCCCCCCGCCUCCUCCCCCACCGUCUCCGCCUCUCCCAAAUCCUCUCCCGGUGGCGGAAAGAUCACCGACGAGUUCACCGGCGCUGGCGCCAUCGGUCAGGUAUGCCAGGUCAUCGGAGCAGUCGUCGAUGUCCGAUUCGACGACGGAUUGCCGCCGAUUUUGACGGCGCUGGAGGUGAUGGACAACUCGAUCCGCUUGGUUCUCGAAGUUGCGCAGCAUUUGGGGGAGAAUAUGGUGAGGACGAUUGCUAUGGACGGUACGGAAGGUCUUGUCAGAGGUCAACGCGUGCUCAAUACCGGAUCUCCUAUUACCGUUCCUGUUGGGAGAGCUACUCUUGGUCGUAUUAUGAAUGUUAUCGGGGAACCGAUUGACCAUAGAGGCGAUAUCAAGACCGACCACUCCUUGCCUAUCCACAGAGAAGCCCCUGCUUUUGUUGAGCAAGCAACAGAACAACAAAUUCUUGUCACUGGUAUCAAGGUUGUUGAUCUGUUAGCACCAUACCAAAGAGGAGGAAAGAUUGGUUUGUUUGGUGGUGCUGGCGUGGGAAAGACCGUGCUUAUUAUGGAACUUAUUAACAACGUCGCAAAAGCUCAUGGUGGUUUCUCUGUGUUUGCUGGUGUUGGAGAGCGUACCAGAGAGGGCAACGACUUGUACAGAGAAAUGAUUGAAAGUGGUGUCAUCAAGCUAGGAGAGAAGCAGAGUGAGAGCAAAUGUGCUCUUGUCUACGGUCAAAUGAAUGAGCCCCCAGGUGCUCGUGCUCGUGUUGGUCUUACUGGUUUGACUGUUGCUGAACACUUCAGAGAUGCUGAAGGUCAAGAUGUGCUUUUGUUUAUUGACAACAUUUUCCGUUUCACUCAGGCUAAUUCUGAAGUGUCUGCUUUGCUUGGUCGUAUCCCAUCUGCUGUCGGUUAUCAACCAACUUUGGCCACUGAUCUUGGAGGUCUUCAGGAGCGUAUUACUACAACUAAGAAAGGUUCCAUUACUUCUGUCCAAGCUAUAUAUGUGCCUGCUGAUGAUUUGACAGAUCCUGCUCCUGCAACAACAUUUGCUCACUUGGAUGCCACAACUGUCUUGUCCCGUCAGAUCUCUGAGCUGGGUAUCUAUCCAGCUGUUGACCCCCUUGACUCUACAUCUCGCAUGCUCUCACCUCAUAUUUUGGGAGAGGAACAUUACAAUACUGCUCGUGGAGUACAGAAGGUUCUUCAGAACUACAAGAAUCUGCAGGAUAUUAUUGCCAUUCUGGGAAUGGAUGAGCUUAGUGAAGAUGACAAGUUGACUGUUGCUCGUGCUCGUAAAAUUCAAAGGUUUUUGAGUCAGCCCUUCCAUGUUGCAGAAGUCUUCACUGGUGCCCCGGGCAAAUAUGUGGAGUUGAAAGAAAGCAUUACCAGCUUCCAGGGAGUUUUGGACGGGAAGUUCGAUGAUCUAUCAGAACAAUCUUUCUAUAUGGUUGGAGGUAUUGAAGAAGUUAUGGCCAAGGCAGAGAAGAUAGCCCAGGAAAAUGCUGCCUCUGCUUCUUAGACAAAUGACACCUGACUUCUUUUAUAUCUAGAUAAUUGCGAAAAUAAUAUUUUGCUGAAUGUUGGCUAUGCAAGUGCCUGGAGUUUAAUUUUUUUUUUCGAAAACCAACUGUGUUGGGAUUUUGCUUUGUGUCUUUUGUCCUUUUACAAGAUUGUACCUGAGCACUAGAGAGCAACAGAGUUGAAUACCACCCAUAGGAAAGCCCCUUUAUGUUUCAUUGUUUCACAAUAAGGGAAUGAUGGUGGACCUGUAUAUUUUCAUCCAAGUGUUACUUUCUCCAUAUUGAACACCUAUUUAUGAAAUCUCUUGUUGAAAUUCAA
Messenger RNA from Daucus carota subsp. sativus, 2080 nucleotides. RefSeq names its product ATP synthase subunit beta, mitochondrial. The record is from RefSeq and is a predicted model, not a curated record. Gene Ontology annotation, molecular function: ATP binding; ATP hydrolysis activity; proton-transporting ATP synthase activity, rotational mechanism. NCBI's taxonomy places the organism in Eukaryota, Viridiplantae, Streptophyta, Magnoliopsida, Apiales, Apiaceae. Bases 75 to 1760 code for a protein of 561 amino acids. The transcript has 9 exons. Gene Ontology annotation, biological process: proton transmembrane transport; proton motive force-driven mitochondrial ATP synthesis.